Messenger RNA from Felis catus (domestic cat), 8387 nucleotides. It is a transcript of the gene ZBP1, whose product is annotated as Z-DNA binding protein 1. NCBI's taxonomy places the organism in Eukaryota, Metazoa, Chordata, Mammalia, Carnivora, Felidae. Gene Ontology annotation, cellular component: nucleus. The coding region runs from base 299 to 1639 and encodes 446 amino acids. The transcript has 10 exons. Gene Ontology annotation, molecular function: RNA binding; double-stranded RNA adenosine deaminase activity; DNA binding. Gene Ontology annotation, biological process: positive regulation of type I interferon-mediated signaling pathway. The record is from RefSeq and is a predicted model, not a curated record.
CCACGAGGCAGGGGCAGGGCGCAGCCUCCCCUGGGACGCACGCCCCGCCCCCAGCGCAAGGCUGUGAGUGAUCUGGGUGCCCUGUGGGCGUCGGGACUGUCCCCAGCUUGCUCUGCAGACACCGCUCCAGAAAGCCGAUCGGGGUGACUAGGCCUGUUUCUGGAGCGUGGACAGCAAACACCCGAGUUCAGCCACGCAAGCACCCCUCGCCUCGACCCGGCCCCUCCUCUCCGAGCCCCCGUGCGGGGGCCUCCCGCGCUGUCCCCAAGUCUCCGCGCGUCUCGCGGCGGCCACCAGCAUGGCCCAGGCCCCCGAGGACCCUGGCGAAACAGACCUCGAGCAGAGGAUCCUGCGGGUGCUGAGGGACGCUGGCUCCCCUGUGAAGUCCGUCCAGCUGGCAAAGGAAUGCCAAGUGCCCAAGAAGAAGCUCAACCAGGUCCUCUACCGGAUGGAGAAGGAGUCGAAAGUCUCCCUGGCGGGCCUGGCGAUGUGGCGCCUGGGCGAGGGAGGGACCGGAGAAGUGGUCCCCACAGAGCCGGCCCAGCUCAGCCAGGCGGCGAGGCCCCAGCAGGACGCAGCCGCGGUUCCAGAGGAACCUGACCCUCAGCUCAGCGAACAGCAGAAAGCCAUCUAUAGGUUUCUGGAAGGCACCGGGCCCUGUAAGGCCCUGAUCAUCGCCCGGGCCCUGGGAAUGAAGACAGCAAAAGAAGUCAACCCACACUUGUAUGAUAUGAGAAAGAGGCACCUUCUGAGUCUUGAUGAGAAAUCAAGUCUAUGGUCGAUUUAUCGACCAGAUUGUGGAGGAAGAAGCGAGUCCCCCGCGAUUAUUUACCAGCAAAAUCCAAUCAACAUGAUCUGUCAGAAUGGACCAAAUAACUAUAUUUCCAUUGAGAACUCGGAAGACAUCCAGAUUGGACACGGGAAUGUCAUAGUGAAGCCAACCGCCUCUGGGGAGAAUGGUUCCGUGGCUCCCCUCCACCUCCCUCCCAUGGCACCAGCAGAUCCCCCGACGCAGAGCUCCCCGGCUGCAGCCUGGGCGCCCCAGGACAUCCGCUUGGAGAAGUCUGUGCUCAGACGGGUGUUGCUGGGACAUGGCAACAAGAUGAGCCUUACCGGUGCCCCGGCCGAAGGCCCGGCUGCCUGCAGCCCCACUGGCAGCCCCCCAGUCUCUGCCACCACUGUUGGCUCAGGAGCUUCGUUCAAAAUUCCAGGGUCCAAACCAGGACCUGACUGCAAGGCAGAUGGGAUCCAGAGAGUCCACAUCAGUUCAUGCUUCCUUGAGGACACUGCCAUUGGCAAUGGCAACAGAAUGACUGUCAUCUCUGGGACAGCUGGUCCAGGAGUUGCAGAGCCUGAGGAUAGCAGAAGGGGCCCUGAGGAGCUGGACAAGGAUGCAGGACCCCUCUCCGAAGGUGCGGAGCCCAGAAGGGAGUUCCCUCCGGACCCGGCUUCCUCCCUCAGCACCAACGUCUCGAAGCUCAUCUCCCACCUAGAAGCCGUGACUCUUGAAAGCAGGGAUCCCCACAACGCCGAAGACGGCGGCCGGGUGGACAGAACCCCAGCCGUGGCGUCCCAGGGGGAGGUCGAGCCCAGAACAGACAGCCAGCCUCUCUCGGAAAGAGCAGGCGAACGCCAGUGAACCUCCGGUACUAUGCUUUCUGGGCUCUGUAAGUGUCCUUUUCGCUUUCUUGCCUCCUGACACGCGACCGGCAAGGGUCAGCGUUUGGGCUGGGCCUGGCCUGGGGCUGGGUCACCUCUGUCCCUACCACCACCUUAGCCUGCCUUCCAUCAUGGCUACCCACUGUCCUCUCACUCAAGACCUGACUUCCUCAAGGCCUGUUAUGGCUGCCUGACCUCUUUCCAACUCGACCUUUCUAGAACUUCCCUACCUUGACUUUGAUCUCUCGGCCCUUCUUAGCUGAACUUCCAGAAAACAGAUCCCUCCCGUCCGGGCCCCAGUGGGAGUCACUGGCCAGCCCACGGGCCAGGGGACCUCUGCUGGCCAAUCAUCAAGGAAUGUUUGUCUUACGCCAGCAUGGUGCUCGCGGGUGGACGGGGUUCCCUUGGAAGGGUUGUGGGCGCAGUGGCAUUUCCAGAACAAAGGAACGGAGUGGGGUUGGUUCAGAGGACACUCGCGGAGGGAUGAUGGGAGGAAGACAGAGAAGGAGAGAAGAAGGUGGUGGUCAGCCGGGCAGGGCUAUUGUGGACUCGUGUGUUCCACUCGUUACGCCCACGACAUACACAAUGCCACGCCCGUACGUCACUCUCUUUUGUGUUAACUCUACUGGACCAUGACUGUCCAACGCCCAGGAGCCACGUCCCCUGGGGCUAGCAUCCGCCUUGGUGGAGGAAGGGCUGGCUCAUCACAGAGACUCAGUCAAGGAGGUCACUAACCAGGGGUGCCUGGAUGGCUCGUCGGUUAAGCGUCCAACUCGAUUUCGGCUCAGGGCAUGAUCUCAGGGUUUGUGGAUUUGAGCCUUGCGUCGGGCUCUGCGCUGAUGGCCUGGAAGCUGCUUCGGAUUCUCUCUCUCCCUCUCUCUCUGCCCCUCCCCCACACGCUCUCUCUUUCGCUGUCUCCUUCUCUCUCAAAAUAAAUAUAUAUAUAUAUUUUAAUGUCACGGAUCAAACCUUUAUGCCUUUUCAGCUUGGCUGGAAAGAUCUUGAGUUCCUCGACACGUUGAUCAGUGCCCGGACCAAUAUAUAGUACUUCUGGUAUGUCCCCUAAAGGGGACGCGUCCUAAGGCAUUGUUUGAGCCCCUGGAUCCAGCCAUUCCUGAAGCAGGAUCUGUCUUUGCUCCUGUCCAUUAGAUGAGCCCAUGUGUCUGUCUCCUUAGUGUGGAAGUCCGCUCCAGGCGGCUUUCAGUUUCCCAGUGUGGUAUGUCCCUCUCACCUCUGCCGCCGCCUUUCCUUAGCUCUACGCUACGCAGCCAGCAGGUCUCGGCUGAGACGCGACCUCGUCCAGGAAAGCUUCCCAAGCUCUCAUCCCAGCCUGUGUCUCUUCGCUGCCCCUGAGGCCUCCUGUGCUUCCCUGUCAAACCCGUGCCAUUGCCUUGUUACUCGUCUGUCUCCCAAAACUCACUUUGUUGUAGAUGACAGAAAGCUGGGACCCACUUCCCACAAAAGGGGAUGUGCUGACUCUUCUCAUGCAGACAAAGGCCAAGCACGAGUCUUGCUUCAGGAGCGUCUCCGUCCCGGAAGGCAGACAAUGUCUCGGGACGCAGCCUCCCUCUUUCCGUCUCUCUGCUCUGCUCUCCUCUGGGUUGGCAAAGAUGGCCCCUGGCGACCUCGCUCCUGGCCCCCACCCUGAGCACCGCUUUCCAAUAGCCGAGGCCAAGGUGGAUGGCUUUGGUCAUGUGACCACCUCCCGGCUGAGGUCAUUAGCCGGAACAACGGGAUGCUGUGAUUGGCCGACUGGUGUCACAUGAUCUAUCCCUGGCACCACAACGGGGGUCAGUCAGCCACCCCCAAAUCACCUGGCUUGAGGGCGUGGCCAGUGCUCUAAAGUCACAGAAAAGGGACAGGCGCGGAGCUCAGAAGUCCACCGCAUCUCCCCCCGGCAUCGGCCGGUGAAUUCCCUGGGCACGGGGGCCUGGUCUCUCCCCUCUGCACCCCCGGUGAAUGCUGGACAGACCCCCUUCGCUGUGCGCCAUGCGGCCCGGCCCUGGGGCUGCCGGCGGAGGGCGACCCAGCCCUGACCGCGGUGAGCACUUCGCAGUCGGCGGGAGAGGCGGGCAUCGCCAUGGGUCCCGAGCACGACUAAGCACAGGGGGGUGGGGGAGGGCGGAACCCCCCGACACACUGUCUGGAAGGUCCCCGAGGCUCCUGGGGGAGGAGAAACCCGUGAGCCCAUUCUCCCACCCCUGGCGGAGCGAGGUCGGGUGGGGUGGGAACGACGUUCUAGGCGGGACCACGGGCGGGGCAGACGCCCGGGACCGGAACAAGGGACCUCGUGCAGAGCUCCACCGUGGGUUGGGUGCUGGAAAGCACGGUGCGAAGAAAACGUGCAGGAGGUUGGCUGGAGGGAACCGGGUGCCCGACCACGUGUGCCUGGGACUUUGGGCUCGACCCUGAGCGCCGUACAAGCCCCGCCCUACCUGUCUCCCAGGGACGACCUGGCGCCCCACGGGCUGGAAUUGCCCGGCCUGCUGGGGGACAGUUCUCUCUGCCACCGUGUUGACCUGGGGCCCCCAGAUCAUUCCCCCCGCCCCCGGGAUAUCCGCUUGGCCCACGUGCCACCGGGUCUAAGGGGCUGGAGAUUGGCUUUGGCUCGCUGCGUCUGGCAUCGCCUUUCCUCUGUGGCGAGCUGAAAACGGCUCGCCUCCAAGUUUGCCCCAGGUCUGUGGUUAACCAGGCCCCGUCAGCGGAGGAUCCAGGAGCCUCAGUCCGCACCGCCAGCCCCGGGCGGGAGCGCUCCGGUUCCUGCGAGAUCUCCCCUCUCUGUAUAAUUAAUUCGCCGUAAACACGCUGACAAAGCACUGCCAGCGGUUAAUGGGGGCCGGAGGUGAAGGUCAACGCUGGGCUCUUCAGGAGAGAAAUUAACUAGCUACCAUUAGCUAGCCGGGACUGAUGAAGUCCGUGCAGCCCCCCGCCUUUUGUUCUCACCAGCCCUCCACCCACGCAGCCUCCCUUCCUCCCUGAGCUGGGCAGACAGAGUUUGCAGUCCCCUGACUUGAAUGGGGGGCAGUCUGCUGCAUGAGUCAGAGGUGGUCUUCCCGAACCACCGCAAACUGCUCACAAAUGCAAUUCUGUUUUCUCGUCCAGCUUCCCUACUUGUCUCGGGAUGAGCCCAGGUGGGACCCCUCCCCUGGGGGGUGUUAGCCGACAGCCAAGGUGGGGGACUCUGAGCAGCCAGCAGUCUAGGGAGUCGUUCGGGAGCAUCUUGGCUGUGACAGAAACGUGGCUCACCUAGACUUACCAAAGAAUCUGUUUGCUCGUGCCACUGGGAAAUCAAGAGACAGCUAGCUUCAGGAACGGCUAGAUCCAGGGACUCAAGCAUUACACUCAGGCUUCUCUCUCUCUCCGUCUCUCCGAGAGACUCUCUUCAUGUGUCUGCCUGCUGCUCAAGGCUUAGGGCCUGCAAGUUUGGCAACUCCAGCAGAAAAGGGAUUCUUCAAGCCAGAUACUGCGGGUAGGAUGUCCCGGAGAGGGUUCGGAUUGGUCAAGCACCGGUAACAGGCCUGGGGGGGCUUGUUAAGUGGAGCCCACGCCCCGGGGCGGAGCCUUCCAGAUUCUGAGUCGGAAGGUUAGCCAACUGCCCAAGGUUAGGAAGGUUAGACAAUUGCCCAAGAGGUAGAGACGGGAGACCCCAGGCCCCUGGGCUCCUAAGCCAGGAGAAGCAGCCUGGCUCCCACCGCCUGGCUUCACUUUUUGUGACACGGGAUUCCCUCCCUCUCUUCCCCACCCCCACCUGGGACCCUAUGGCUUUUGUUGCCCUCAGUGGGCUCUCCACGAGCUGCUGGAGGGGGGACGGAGGUCUGGCUGCUACCCAUUUGGGCCUUGAAGCCCCCAGAAGGCCCGGCAUCAUCUGGGGGCAGUACAGCCAGGCCCGUCUCCCGGUGGGAGGUGCUGGGGUGCACAGACACAGUCUGGAACGGAAGCCCUCCCUGUCUGUGCGACCUCGCCCUCAGGUGCCCCUGUGACGGCCCGGGGCCUCAGUCUUCUCCUCUGCAGAAUGGGCCGGGGAGGCAAUCGAGGCACGUUUGCUAGAGGGUCAGACGAGAUGGUGCUGAGUCACAGCCAGCCGGGCCACACGCGCACGAAACCCAGCAUGGAUGGUUCCCCCUCAGGGCCCGUGUCACCCACAUCUCCCCUCUGCCAGGGACACGUGGCAAAAGUCUGCAGACAUGUUUGGUUGUCCCAGAGACAGAGGGUGGGGUGGUUUCCUGUUACUGCUGUAACAAAUCACCAUGAAGGGGUUCAAAAGAACCCAGGCUUCCUCUCCGACAGGGCGGAGGGCCAGAAGUCCCGCACGGGCCCCGCUGACAGGUCAGGGUGUCGCAGGGCGGCUCCCUCUGGAGGCUCUAGGGAGAAUCCGUCUCCCGGCCUUUCUGGCUUCCCGAGGCCACUUGCGUUCCCUGCUCGUGGCCCGUCCUCCACCCCCGACUCAAGCAUCAUCGCACCUUCCGCUCUCUCUCUCUUUCUCACCCUCCGUCCUCCUCUAAGGGCCCUUGGGAUGCCACGGGCCCCACCUGACAAGCCGGGACCAUCCCCUCCCCCCAUCUGCGCGAAGUCUGCUUCGCAGGGUCGCAGCUUCUGGGGAUUAGGGCAGGGACAUCACUGGGGGGCAUCAUGCAGCCCCUCCCCCCACAACAAAGAGCCACCAAGCCCCAAAUGCAUGCGGAGCCACACCGAGAAAGCCUGCCAUAGGUGACAUUGUUGUUUCCAUCAUUAACAUCAUGAAGACCGAACCAUGAGUGGGGUGUGGCAUUGCGGUGCUAGGAGUAACCUGAGUGUAACCUCAGGUAAACCCCGGCAGCUCUGGGCCUCGGUUUUCUCCUCUGUAAAAUGGGCAGAAAUAAGGACAGCACCUUAUCCACAGAGUUUAUGCCGAGGUCUUACACUGUGACUCAGCUCAGGGCGCAUCUAACAAACGCUGGUGUCCGGGCUCACCCCAGACCGACCCAGUGUCUGGGGCAGGGGUGGGGGGUGGGCAGGCGUAUUGUUCAAAGCUUGUCCCGUGGUCCCAAGGAGCCCUCCCCUCCCCCCGACGCUGAGCUGUCCAGGGCUGACCCCAGGUGGGCACACCCAAGAUACCAAUGGGUCACGGCCGUAGUUGUGACCCCGGCAGCCCCCUCACCCAGCAUCACGCUCUGUCCGGUCUCUGUGACAAGAGGGCAUCAGGGAGGACAGGAGCCAGACCCCAGAGGGCCCAGCCGGCCAGUGCAGCCAAGCUGGUGCCCCGCUUUUCACAGCCUUGGGCCGAGCGCCCUCUGGUGGCCGCGAGCUGGCUGCAGCACGCGCUGGGCUCGGGAAUUGCCAGGGUCCCAGCUGGGGACCAGGCCAGGGGUGGUUAUGCGGCCCCAUUCCCUCCCCCAAAAGUGGCCAGACACACAACGUUCUACCUGCGACUCUGGGGGGGCUCACGGUGCCCUAAGCCCUUCUACAGGUCCCAGGUUAAAUCCCUGCUCUGCCUUCUCAUCAGGGUCUCCCUUCCCACUUAGGGCCCCAAAGUCAAAACCCCAGUGUCGGGCAAGGGCUGAUGGUCUCUCGUGGGGAACGUUCCUGCAAGCUGGGACCCCUGGAAAUCCCCAGCCCAGCUUCUGCAGGGGCCCCAGGGAUCUCACCUGAGACCACGCCUGUGGCCUUGCAGCCCCGAGUCCCUACAACAGCUGCCUUUUCCAGAUUCCCGCUCGUACGGACUCACUCAAUCCUUCCAUGUCGUCCAUGACGAAGGGGAUUCUUACCCCUUUCACGUGGUGAAAACACUGAGGCACAGAGAGGUCAAGCUACUCUCCCAAGGUCACACAGCCCGGGAAGAGCCUGCUGGGAUUUUAAACCUAGGAGGCAAAGAUGACCUCAACAUCUGGCUCACAGGAGACCCCGCGUCAGUGUCGCUCACUGCACAUUUCUGAGCCAGCCACACCUCGGAGCUCCCUCCCCGCCUCGCCCUCCUAGACGGCUUCUUCCUUCUCUGACUCCUGGCAUCGCCCCAGUUUUGCCUGACAGUCGGCUGGGCCAGGUCGGAAUCGGGAUCUGCCUGCCCCUGGCGAUGCCUGUCCAGGCCUGGAGGACAGCAAGCCUCCCGCUCUGGGCCUGUAAGGCAGUGCUUUAAGAGGUCACAUGUUUAACCCUGACGAUGACCCCACGAAGUGGACAAACUGGGAUUUUGCCCAUUUUACAGACGAGCAAACUGAGGCUCAGAGGAGCAAGCGCACCGCCCAAGAUUAAAGGCAGAUCUGACUGGUCCCCUCUGUGCGUCCACUCUCUGAGUGUCCCUUACGGGCACUCAGGACCCUCUGACUCCAAAAGGAUCCCGGGGCAGGUCACGGAAUGGCUAUGGAGCAGACAUUGGGAGGCCGGGGUGGGCCCGGUCCCCAGCGCCAGGAUGUUUGGCCCCCAAGGUGGGUUCUUCAAGACCCCCCUUUGCGUCACGGCACCAAAGACUCUGAAGUUUCGAUCUUCCUCAAGGGAAGCAAAAGCAAAACCAAGAAAUUCUGGAAAACUCACUCCAACCGCCCAGCAGGCCCGAGUCAGCCCUGGACCACUUCCAAAAGUAUGCGCUGCUGCUCCGAUCACGUGGUUCGAGAAUGUUCCCUGACGCAGAACGAGAUCCACACCCAGCGGCGCGUGGGGAACGAGCCCGGGGGCCACAGAGCUCCCUGUGGGGCGUGAUUCACUUUUCCGAUGAAAGAACGUGUCCCUGCAGGUGUGGGGCUGUGAGGUCCCAG